AUGCUCCAAAAGGUGCAGUUGCAGGAGAAGGAGCAGGGCCCGGGUUUCCUUGGCCGCAUCCUCCGCAAGGUGGACGGCUGCGAUAUCAAGUUCAUUCUGGACGGGAAGAUGGACGAGAGUAGAGUCGCCGUCGACGACCCGUACGAACGCAGGAGCCAGCGCCUGCAUCUCUUCGCCAGCACCGAGCCGGUGCGUGGCCGUGUGGUGCUGUCGCCGAAGGGUAACUAUCGGCACAACGGCAUUCUGGUGGAGCUGGUGGGCAUCAUCACGACGUUUGGUGAGAGUGAGCAGAAGCUUGACUUCAUGCGGCAGGAGAAACGGUUCGAGGCAGACACGCUGCGGAGCCCGACGCCCUUCGAGUUCAACUUCUCCGCGCCGAAGGAGUACGAGUCGUACCGCGGUAUCAACGCGCGUGUGUCGUACUGGCUGCGCAUCACCAUUUACCGCCCAGUGAAGAACAUCACGGAGACGGAGGAGGUGUGGGUGAACAAGGUGGACGAGCAGAUGAGCGAUAGCCAGCCCGACGCGUCGCGGCACCGCAGUUACUUCCGCGAGACUGUCUUUGGCCCCCAGUCAACGUCGAUGGACGUUGGUGUCGACAACAUCCUCCACAUUGAGUUCAGAUACGACAAGAAGAUCUUUCACCUCAACGAGCGUGUGCUGGGUAAGGUGACGUUCAAGGUGGCUGACAUGGACAUCAAGCACGGCGAGAUCGGCGUCGUGCGGAAGGAGUUUGUCGGUGCCGGCAAGGCGUGUGACUCUGUGCAGUCGGAGACGCUGCAGAAGUUCGAAAUUAUGGACGGCACACCGAUUGUGGGUGAGGUGGUGCCCAUUCGCCUUUACCUCCGCUCCAUUCCGCACCUCACACCAACGUACGCGGACGUGCACAAGUGCUUCCGCGUGCUGUACUUUCUCAACCUCGUGCUCGUCACGGGCGAUGGCAAGCGAUAUUUUAAGCAGCAGGAGAUCACGCUUUACCGCAGACGGGGACAGGAGGUGCCCGCAACAGGUGCGAUGGAGUCGCCCUGA
Trypanosoma grayi is the source of this 1029-nucleotide messenger RNA. Its product is annotated as vacuolar protein sorting-associated protein-like. The record is from RefSeq and is a predicted model, not a curated record. The transcript has a single exon. Gene Ontology annotation, biological process: retrograde transport, endosome to Golgi; intracellular protein transport. NCBI's taxonomy places the organism in Eukaryota, Euglenozoa, Kinetoplastea, Trypanosomatida, Trypanosomatidae. Gene Ontology annotation, cellular component: retromer complex; endosome. Bases 1 to 1029 code for a protein of 342 amino acids.